UCAUGAUGUUAAGAUUUAAACAUCUCUUGUUUAGCUUCUUGGUACUCACUUUAUCUUUAUCCCCGGAUGUUUCUGACGCUAGACCAGGCCGAAGCAACCAGUGCGGCCCUUCUAUGUGUGGAAACGUUGAAAUCAGGAGGCCUUUUCGACUAAAAGGUCAACCUCACAAGUGCGGUCACAAAAGUAUUGAACUUGAGUGCAUGAGAAACCGAAUCAGUCUGCCCAUGAAAUAUGGGAAAUUUUAUGUCCUAGACAUCUCUUAUGUUAACAAAACGCUUCGACUCGUGGAUGCGAGUCUGGUCGACGUUAACUGCUCGAUUCCUCACAGUUCCUUCGUAACGAACAAUUAUCUUGUAGACAUGAUAAGUUGGUAUCCAAGUCACAUCAUGUAUCUCGUGAAUUGCACGACAAAGAUGAACUCUUCAGUUUAUGUUGAUGCUUCUCGUUGCCGAGCCAAUAGCUCUUCCUCGCCAUGGACCUACUUCUACUUUUCGGGCGCCUAUUCAAACAUAUCCGAUUUCCACCAGUCGUGCAGAUUUGUAGCCCAGUUCCCGUUCAUGCUUUCUAAUAUCAGUGGCUUAUCCACUUUUGAUAUUUACAGAAACCUGUUGAAAGGCGUCGAGGUGUCAUGGUAUAAACUCGACUUUUGGCCUUCAAACCCGAUUCUCAAAGUAUUGCUAAAGUUGGCGAUAAAUCUGGUAACUCUAAUUAUUGCAUAUAUACAAAACGAUCUGGCCUUUAUUCUUCCGGGAAACUUCAGCCAAUAUGUUUCCUAUGGAAAAGGAGGCUACCUUAUUUGUCUUGCAAUAUCAGGCAUACUAUUAGCAAGAACUUUGCUGGGAAUAUUUUGUUUGAUUGCACUUGUUACACACAAGUGUAGGAGAAGACAUUUAUCAAUGGAUGACACCAUUGAAAACUUUCUUCAAAGUCAAAAUAAUUUCAUGCCUAUUCGAUAUUCUUACCAUGAAAUAAAAAGAAUGACAGAAGGUUUCAAAGUAAAAUUAGGCCAAGGAGGGUUCGGUUCUGUGUUCAAAGGAAAGCUUCGUAGUGGUCGGUUUGUUGCAGUAAAAAUGCUAGGCAAAUCCAAAGCAAAUGGAGAAGAUUUCAUCAGUGAAGUUGCGACAAUCGGAAGGAUUCAUCACAUGAACGUAGUGCAACUCAUUGGAUUCUGUGUAGAGGGAUCGAAACAAGCUCUUGUAUAUGAUUUCAUGGUGAAUGGAUCUUUAGACAAAAUCAUAUUUUCAAAGGAAACUUGCAGUUUAAAUUGGCCAAACCUGCUGGAGAUUGCACUCGGUGUGGCUCGAGGGAUCGACUACUUGCACAAAGGAUGCCAAAUGCAGAUUCUACAUUUCGACAUAAAACCACACAACAUUCUUCUGGAUGAAAACUUUGUCCCUAAAGUAUCUGAUUUUGGGCUUGCAAAACUAUAUUCAGUGGACGACAGUAUCAUCUCUCUCACAGCAGCUCGUGGUACAUUAGGAUACAUUGCUCCUGAGUUGUUCUACAAAAACAUUGGGGGCAUCUCAUACAAAGCUGAUGUUUAUAGUUUCGGGAUGUUAUUAAUGGAGAUGGUGGGAAGAAGAAAGAAUCUGAAUGUAUCGGUUGAACAUCUGAGUCAAAUUUAUUUUCCAUCAUGGAUAUAUGAUCGAUUUGAUCAAGGGGAGAGCAUGGGGUUAGGAGAUGUGACUGAAGUUGAUGAACAGAUUGCGAGGAAAAUGAUCAUGGCUGCAUUCUGGUGCAUACAAAUGAUACCCCUUAACCGUCCUUCGAUGAACAAAGUGUUGGAAAUGCUUGAAAAUGGAGUUGAGCAGCUUGAGUUGCCUCCCAAACCUUUUCUGUUUUCUCUCCAAAUGUCGACUGAAGAUCAUACUGAGAAUAACGCCAUGGAUGAGGCAACAACGUCGAAAUGUUCUGUCGACCUGUAACUGUAAUGUUUUAUU
Messenger RNA from Hibiscus syriacus, 1940 nucleotides. RefSeq names its product rust resistance kinase Lr10-like. Gene Ontology annotation, molecular function: polysaccharide binding; protein kinase activity; ATP binding. The record is from RefSeq and is a predicted model, not a curated record. The transcript has 4 exons. Lineage: Eukaryota; Viridiplantae; Streptophyta; Magnoliopsida; Malvales; Malvaceae. Gene Ontology annotation, biological process: protein phosphorylation. The coding region runs from base 3 to 1925 and encodes 640 amino acids.